AAGGAGACUUUCAUUGAUCGGGGUGCUUUGAGAGAGGAAACUCUGAGGCAAAAAUACUCGCGAGAAUGGACAUGGGAAAGAGCUCCGAGUCCGGAACGAGCGGCGGUGAGUCGUCGGAGAUUGACUACGAGGUUUUCUUGAGUUUCAGAGGGCCGGACACUCGCCAAGGAUUCACAGAUUGCCUUUAUCAGGCUAUGCUAGAGGCGAACAUCCGUGUUUUCUUUGACGAGGAAGAGCUACACGUCGGUAAAGCAAUAGCUAAUGAGCUACCGAAGGCCAUCGAAAAGUCGAAGAUCUAUGUACCCAUCUUCUCUAAAGGUUAUGCGUCUAGUCCGUGGUGCCUUCGCGAGCUUGCGGACAUGGUAGAGUGCACGAAAUCCAAACCAUCCGAGAAGGAGAUUAUGCCAAUCUUCUACGACGUGGAACCUAACGAUGUUAAGCUCAGGUCUCAACUAUAUGUCGGCGCUCUGAAGAAUCAUGAGAAGAAGUUUGACAGCCAGACGAUCCUAAAGUGGGCGGAUGCCCUCAAAAGUGCAGCCAAAAUCAGAGGAUGGGAGUUGAAAAAGCAAGGGUACUGGAAAUUCACGAAAUCGGUGAUACGAGAGAUUGUGAUGAAGCUGAAGACAAAAGACAAAUAUGUCGCCGAGCAUUUGGUCGGAAUGGAGGAUCGAGUGGAAGCCGUUUUGAAGUUGUUGGACGUGGACUCGGGGGGCAAGCGCUUUGUGCUAAUCCAUGGAAUGGGCGGAAUUGGCAAAACGACUCUUGCUAAGGAUGUGUUCAACAAACUAAAUUCUCUCUUUAGUCAUUGCUGCUUCUUGGGAAACGUCCGGGAAUCGUUAGUCAGCGUUGGCCUCGUAAAUUUACAGAAACAACUAUUGUCUAACACGUUAGGUUCGGCCUUUCAAGACGACAUAAACGAUGUCGACGAUGGGAUCAAGGUGAUUGCGAGGCGACUUUCUAAUAGGAAACUCUUCAUUGUUCUCGAUGAUGUGGAUGAUGAGGAGCAACUCGAGAAACUAGCCAUCAAGUGGAUAGCGUUUGGCUCGGGAAGCAGAGUUAUUUUGACAACUAGGAACAAAAGCAUCGUCGAAGCUGACCAAACUUUGGAGUACGAAGUAAAGCCGUUGAAUUCCAUUCAAUCAGUUGAGCUUUUUAGUAGACAUGCUUUUGGAAGAAAUCCUCCUCCAGAUGAUUGUGUCAGUCUAUCGAGACAAGUAGUUUCUAUGACCGGAGGACUUCCGUUGGCUCUCGAAGUCGUAGGCUCAUUACUUCGUCGGCAAAACAAAGCAUCGUGGAUAGAUGUGCUGGACAAACUGAAGGAAAUACCUCAUGAGAAGGUCCAGGACAAGCUGAAGAUCAGCUACAAUGCCCUGAGUCACGAGCAAAAACAGAUCUUUCUCGACAUAGCCUGUCUCUUUGUGAACAAAGACAAGGCGAAUGCUUUCUACAUGUGGAAAGAUUGUAGGUUUUUUCCGGAUUAUUCGAUUCAAGUCCUUAUCUGCAUGUCCUUAAUAAAGAUAACUGAUGACAACACGUUCUGGAUGCACGACCAACUAAGAGAUCUCGGGAGGAAAAUUGUACGUGGAGAUACAGGGCUGGUGGAUCCAAGAAAGCAGAGCAGGUUGUGGGUUAACGAGACGGCCAAUGAUAUCAUAAGAACAGAAGAGAGAAAGGAGGCCAUUGAAGCAGUCUGCCUAGAUGGAGGAACCUAUACGGGCAAAGAGUUUUCAAGGCUUCCAAACAUAAGGUUCCUCAAAUUAUAUGGGGGAGAUUUAGAUGGAGACUUUGAGAGUCAGCUUAAAAAGUUAAGAUACAUGUCCUGGCAGCACUGUCCUCGAGAGCUCUCGGCCACCAAUUUCCAUCCAAGCAAUGCUGUAGUUCUCGACCUGUCUUUCGGUUCCAUCACAGAGGACUGGGCUGGAUGGAGUCAAAUCAAGGUUGCCAAGAAGCUUAAGGUUAUGGAUCUCACAUGUUGCGACCGCAUGGUCAAGACUCCAGACUUCUCUCAUUAUUUGAGUUUAGAGAGAUUGAUCCUUCAAAGUUGCAGAUGUCUGAUUGAAGUUGAUGGUUCCCUCGAAAAGCUUGAGUGCCUGAUUUACUUCAAUGCGCGUGGGUGUGAAGAUCUUAGGGAGUUGCCAGAAGGAAUCGGAGGGUUAGAGAAGCUCGAGUACUUGGAUUUAGGCUAUUGCAGAAAAUUGAGGAAGCUUCCUGAAUCAUUCGCGAGAGUGGCAUCACUGGUAGAGUUGAAUCUCUCAGACACGGCUAUCACAAGAUUACCCGACUCCAUUGGUAACCAAAAGCGCUUGUCAGUACUUAAACUGGAACGUGCAAAAAUCGAUGGACUUCCCGAUUCUAUCGGCAAUCUACGGGAACUGAAGUUUCUCUUUGUAGCGGGAACUAAAAUAAAGGAGCUUCCAGUCUCGAUUGGGAACUUGGAAUCGCUACUCGAGUUGGAUGUCUCGGAUACAAAAAUUGAGUGGUUACCCGAAUCUAUUGGAGACUUGAGUAGAUUGAAAGUCAUCAAAAUUUCGGGUUCUCCUAUGAGGGGGUUACCUCAGAGCAUUGUCGAGCUAAAAGAGCUAGAAGAGCUACAUGCCGAGGAUUGCCCGUAUUUGGAGUGGGAAAUUCCCGAGGGCAUUUGGAAAUUGUCGCUUUUGAGAGUUCUUCUCUUGGAAUUUAGCCCUAGCAGAAGUGCUCUUGUGACGGUCAAACCACUUUCUCGCCUAGAGAAAUUAUGGUUAUACGAUUGCGACAAACUCGAACUAUUGCCUGAGCUUCCCACAAGUUUGACAAGCCUAAGCUUUGGAUCAAGUGCGCUGCGGCGGGUCCCAGAUCUCUCAAGCCUGACUAAAUUGUCGGAUUUGACCUAUAGGGGUCAUGAAGAGAGCGAUUGUCCUCUGUUCAUCCAAGAUGGUCCAUGCCGACAAUCCCUCACGUUCCUUCCACCGUCUCUGUCAACGUUGACACUUGAUUAUCACGAAUCCAAAACCAGUUUGUCAUUCCGUGGCAACUUCAGAAAAUUGACGUGUUUGCGCAUUUACCACUGCCUUUGGAAGGAAGUUCAACUCGAUGGGCUUGAGCAGUUGAUUGAAUUUGAAGUGGAAAGGGCAGAACUCCUCGAGGGAUUCGCCGGUCUUUCGGGUCUGAAGAGGUUGAAGCUGUUGAGACUGAUUGAUUGCCCAAAUCUGACUGCGAUCCAAGGGCUUGGUUCGGUGGAGUCGUUGGAGAAACUGGAUAUAGGGUGGUGUCCUAAGAUUGGAAGUCUAGACGAUCUAUCGGAUUUGAAAAAGCUGGAGGAGUUGUCGAUUGAAGAAUGCGAUGAGCUUGUGGCAGUUAAGGGCCUGGGUGAACUGGAGACUCUCCAAGGAAUGAGCUUUAAGGGUUGCAGAUCAUUGAGAAGUUUCCCUAACGUAUUCAAUUUAAAAGUACCAGGCGAGUGCAGUCUAUGGGUUGAGCGAUGCCCAAAUUUGAAAGAAAACUCGUUUUUAGGCAGGGUCGACCAGUACAAGGAGAUAGGAAGGGUUCCUAAACGCGAAAUCAGUGGUCCCUCACUAUUUGAGAGCUUUCUCGAGGAUCGAAUUACCAGAAGAUCGGUCGUCAGGCGGGGCCACACAAAUUGGCGUCGGGACCUGUUAAUUCUUUGUGCCUUUGACGGCUGGAGAAUCAGAACAGGGUAG
This is a messenger RNA of Rhodamnia argentea, 3677 nucleotides long. RefSeq names its product disease resistance protein RPV1-like. NCBI's taxonomy places the organism in Eukaryota, Viridiplantae, Streptophyta, Magnoliopsida, Myrtales, Myrtaceae. Gene Ontology annotation, biological process: defense response; signal transduction. The record is from RefSeq and is a predicted model, not a curated record. The transcript is spliced from 5 exons. Gene Ontology annotation, molecular function: ADP binding. The coding region runs from base 66 to 3677 and encodes 1203 amino acids.